AUGAAAGUCAUAACAGUACUUUUGUUAACAAUUUUAGUUAAAGUAGACGCUGGUCGAAUUCUAGUAGUCGUUCCAACACCAUCAACAAGCCAUCAAGUCGUAUUUCAACCACUCACACGAGCAUUAGUAGAACGAGGUCACGACGUAGUUUUUAUUACAACUGAACCAUUAUAUAAGAACAACGAUGGACCACCUAAUUUGACAGAAAUCGACGUCCGUGAUAUAUCUUAUGAAGUAUGGAGAAAGAAGUUCAUGACUAACACAGCUAUUGGAAAGAAAAAGUAUCUAUUACAAAGUGUGGAACUGUUUAUCGAACAGUUUGCUAAAACAUUUGAGGUGCAAUUGCAGAGUGAUGUAGUUCAAAGGGUUAUAAAGGGUGAGCUAGGUAAUUUUGACCUGCUCAUUUUGGAAGCAUCUGUGCGACCAGCUCUUAUUUUUUCACAUAUAUUUAGUGCGCCAGUAAUACAUAUGAGCACAUUCGGUGCUAUGUUAAAUAGCAAUGAUAUCGUUGGUGCACCUUCACACCCGCUAUUGUAUCCCUGGAAUAUACACCAAAGAUUGUACAAUUUAACAAUUUUGGAGAAGGUCCAAGAGCUUGCCAAACAUUGGCUUAUAUAUAACAUGUAUCGUGCUUACGAAAAUAUCGAGGAAGAAAUGUUAAAGAAUAUUGUGGGAUCAAACAUACCGUCUUUACAAGAAUUGAGUACUAAUGUACAUAUGUUGUUUUAUAAUAGUGAUCCAAUAUGGUCUCAAAAUCAACCUGUGCCUCCAAAUGUAGCGUAUAUUGGAGGUAUUAAUAAAAAACCUGAAAAAGAACUCCCUAAGGACUUGAAAUUAUAUUUAGAUUCAUCAAAGAACGGCGUCAUAUACAUAAGUUUUGGAAAUAAUGUGAAACCAUCACUCCUUCCCAAGGAAAAGCUGCAGAUAUUCAAAAAUAUUUUUUCUGAAUUGCCGUACAAUAUUCUAUGGCGAUGGGAUACCGAUAUUCCCGAUAGACCUGUGAACGUCAAAGUUAUGCGAUGGGUUCCACAAACUGAUGUAUUGAGACACCCAAAUGUGAAGCUUUUUAUAACUCAAGGGGGGUUACAAUCUACUGAAGAAGCGAUUGGUGCUGGAGUGCCUUUAGUUGGUAUACCUAUGAUUGCUGACCAAUGGUACAAUACUGAAAAAUAUGAUCACUUCAAAAUUGGUGAACAAUUGGAUAUUGAAACAUUGACAGAAGAAGAAUUUAGAGCGGCUAUUAAAUCUGUCCUGGGAGACAAAAGCUAUCGCGAUAAUGUAGUAAAGUUACGGAAUCUAAUGAGAGACCAGCCUCAGAGCGGGCUGGAGCGCGCCGUGUGGUGGACGGAGUACGUGCUGCGGCACGGAGGGGCGAAGCACCUGCGCUCCCCCGCCGCCAACAUGCCCUGGACUGAGUACUAUGAGAUGGAAUUAGUAUCGACUAUUUUGUUUACUAUUUCUGUCAUUAUAACUACAGUGGUGCACGUUGAGACCCAAUUUGCAUUUUCAUAUAACGCCAGAGCGUAA
Zerene cesonia (dogface butterfly) is the source of this 1527-nucleotide messenger RNA. RefSeq names its product UDP-glucosyltransferase 2-like. Bases 1 to 1527 code for a protein of 508 amino acids. The record is from RefSeq and is a predicted model, not a curated record. Gene Ontology annotation, molecular function: UDP-glycosyltransferase activity. NCBI's taxonomy places the organism in Eukaryota, Metazoa, Arthropoda, Insecta, Lepidoptera, Pieridae. The transcript has 5 exons.